Trichoplax adhaerens is the source of this 1083-nucleotide messenger RNA. RefSeq lists its product as uncharacterized. Bases 1 to 1083 code for a protein of 360 amino acids. The transcript is spliced from 3 exons. The record is from RefSeq and is a predicted model, not a curated record. Lineage: Eukaryota; Metazoa; Placozoa; Uniplacotomia; Trichoplacea; Trichoplacidae. Gene Ontology annotation, molecular function: S-methyl-5-thioribose-1-phosphate isomerase activity.
AUGACUGAGCAACAAUCGCUUGAAGCUAUCCGCUACGAUCACGAUCAUGGUCAGUUGAAAAUAUUAAAUCAGCUGUUAUUGCCAUCAGAAUAUGUGUAUGAAAAUGUUGAAGGAAUUGAAGAUGGCUGGCAAGCAAUUCGCCAGAUGAAGGUACGAGGUGCACCUGCCAUUGCUAUUGUUGGAAUGUUAAGCCUGGCAGUAGAGUUGAGAUCGAAAUCAUUUACUGAAAUGAAUGAAUUUGAUAAAUUUAUACGAGAUAGCUUAGAGCAUCUGAAGACUGCGCGCCCUACUGCGGUAAAUAUUUUUCUGGCUUGCGAUCUUAUCACCAAAUUAAUUGACAAUUUGAUCAUCUUGGGCGAUGAAGCUGUUGGUGUAGCUAAAAUAGAAGUUAUAAGGCACAUCGAGGAGAUGCUUCAUAAAGAUGUUGAGAGUAAUAAGAGAAUUGGUAGCUAUGGAGCUGAAGCAAUCCUGGCGAAAGUACCUAGCAAGGAAAAGAUAAACGUAUUAACUCAUUGUAACACAGGUUCUCUCGCAACUGCUGGCUACGGCACUGCUUUAGGCGUAAUACGAUCUCUAUAUGGUCGGGAUUCAAUUGACAGAGUAUUUUGCACUGAAACUAGACCUUAUAAUCAAGGCUCUAGAUUGACAGCCUUUGAAUUGGUACAUGACGGUAUACCAGCAACACUUAUAACAGAUUCCAUGGCAUCACUAGUUAUGAAGAAGAAGGAUAUCUCAGCCGUCGUUGUUGGAGCCGAUCGGGUACUUGGAAAUGGUGAUACUGCUAAUAAAAUUGGAACUUAUCAGCUUGCUAUCACAGCGAAGUAUCAUAAAAUUCCUUUUUAUAUUGCUGCUCCAACGACAACAAUUGUUUUAGAUGACUCCAAAGAUAUUGUCAUCGAAGAGCGUUCUCAUAAAGAAGUAACAGAAAUUCAAGGUAUACCAAUCGCUCCAUCUGGUAUAAAUGUGUAUAAUCCAGCAUUUGACGUAACUCCAGCCGAACUAAUUACUGGAAUUAUUACGGAAGUAGGAGUAUUUUCACCCAGUGAGAUGAAAUCCAAAUUACAAACUAUCUUAAAUUCAUGA